CUCUUCUGUUUCUUACCUCUAUUUAUCUUCAUACUAUCAUGUCUGCUCCCUCUGGUGUUCUUGCUCGCUUCUCUUUGAAUGGAAAGACAGCUGUUGUGACGGGAGGAGCAAGAGGACUAGGUCUCGAAAUGAUGCGUGCCUUGGCCGAGUGUGGAGCAUCUGUAGCCUGUGUUGAUUUGUUAGCGGAGAUGGGUGCGCAGGCCUGCGUAGACAUUGAACAACAGUACAAGGUGAAGGCUACAAGCUGGGCUUGCGACGUGACCAGCUAUGAGGAGGUGCAAACGCUGUUUGAGCAAAUUGCUCAACAACAUGGCUCCAUUGAUAUCUUGGUGACUGCUGCUGGUAUUGUGAAGAACGUCAAGGCAGAGGAGCACAGCCCUCAAGAUUUUGCCAGGAUCAUGAACGUCAAUGUCAAUGGAACCUUUUUCUGUUGUCAGGCGGCCGCCAAGGAAAUGAUGAAGCAAGCAUCGGGUGGAUCACUCAUUCUUAUUGGAUCCAUGUCAGCUCAUAUCGUCAACAAGCCGCAACCACAAUGCUCUUAUAACGCCUCCAAGGCAGCUGUUAUCCACCUUGCAAAGUCUUUGGCAUGCGAGUGGGCUCCCCACAAGAUCCGAGUGAACACAGUGUCACCAGGAUACAUGGCAACGGAUUUGACAAAGCAGGUUAUUGCCGAUCGCGGCGCGGAAGGUGCUGCAAUGAAAGCAGCGUGGGAAGAAAACACCCCUAUGGCACGAAUGGGUUUGCCUCACGAACUUCAGGGUGCUAUUGUAUACCUCGCAAGUGAGGCUUCGUCGUUCGUCACUGGUUCUGAUCUGGUUGUGGAUGGCGGUUACCUUGCAUGGUGAUUCGCUUAAUCUUCAGUUGACGAUUAAUGUUACUUAAUUUCUAAAGUUUGCUGUACAGCUUCAACUUGUAAAUUCAAAUCAAUACAUCAUUUAUUAACACAAAAGUCGAA
Umbelopsis ramanniana AG is the source of this 955-nucleotide messenger RNA. RefSeq lists its product as uncharacterized. The transcript is spliced from 3 exons. Bases 39 to 845 code for a protein of 268 amino acids. The record is from RefSeq and is a predicted model, not a curated record. Gene Ontology annotation, molecular function: oxidoreductase activity, acting on NAD(P)H, oxygen as acceptor. Gene Ontology annotation, cellular component: intracellular anatomical structure. Lineage: Eukaryota; Fungi; Mucoromycota; Umbelopsidomycetes; Umbelopsidales; Umbelopsidaceae.